Racocetra fulgida is the source of this 1500-nucleotide messenger RNA. The record is from the annotation of a GenBank genome assembly. NCBI's taxonomy places the organism in Eukaryota, Fungi, Glomeromycota, Glomeromycetes, Diversisporales, Gigasporaceae.
AUGGAAAUCGUCGAGGAAAAUAAUUUUCAAAAUAUAUCUAAUGAAAUUCCCGAUUUUUUAAAGCUUAUAAAUGAAUUGAAAAUUAAGGCUAAAGAAAUAAAAGAACAAAUUCUCAGUACAACAGACAGGUUGGAUGGAAAAUCAAUAUCCGAUCAUCCCGUAAUUUCAAAUCUGGUGGAGUUAAGAGUAGUUUUGGAAAAGAUUAAACCUGUUGAACAAAAAUUAAAGUAUCAGAUUGAUAAAUUAAUAAGAGCUACAAUAAUUGAAAAUAUUACGGAGAAAAAUGUUAAUUUAAUUACUCAUAAUACUGAUCCACUAUCAUUUAAGCCAAAUCCGCAAGACUUUGUAUCAAAAGUUGAUGAUGAUAAGAACGAAAAAGAACAAUCACGCCUUAUUGCUAGAGCAUCAAAAUCACGUAUAAUGAAGGAUCUCAUCGAAGAAUAUGAUGAUAAACCGGAAGAGUUUGAUGCAAGCGGUGGUGUACGCGCUGAAAUGAUGCAUGAUAAACGAAUAGAAGAAAAGCUCGCUGAACGUAAUCGAUAUGAAGAGGAAAAUUUUGUCAGGUUGCCGAUUCCAAAGAACGAGCUUAAGAAAUUGAAAAAUAGUUCAAAGAAACUUGAAAAUGAUUUUGAGAAUUUGAAUGAUUUUAACAGUUUAGCAACCAUCCAAGAAGAUAUCGAUUCUUUUGAGAAACAGAGAACAAAUGUUUUAGUCAGGCGUAAUGUUCGUAAUGAAAUGUACGAAGGAUCUGAUAAUGAGGAAUUUUCAUCUAAAUCUCAAUCUAAUGAAAAACACGUGAGACGUAAUAAACCAGGAACAUUUAAUGGUUUAUUGGAUGACGGCCAAUCAAAACAAAUAACUGUUGCUCUGACUUGUUUACUGCCUCCUCCUCAAUGCUCUACAUUUGACAUGGAAUCAGAAACCUUUUUAGAUGAAUGCAUUUUAUCGACUGCUCUUAAAUUAAAAAACUUCUACAUCGAUGACGAUGCGGAAGAAGAAUUGGAGAACGAAAUCUUUGAAACGGAGCCUCAAAAGCGAUCAAAAGCUCAGACAAAGGCUUUACGUAAAAGGAGAGAAAAUACCUCGGCCAAUUUUUUGAAUGAUAAUAUUGAUUUUGCGCGAACAUUUUUUUUUGACGAUGGCAUCGAUUAUGAUCUAACAAAUGCUUCAACGGAAACUGCGAAGAAUAAUACAGACAUCGAUAAAACGAAAAAUGAAUCAACAGCGAACGUUCAAAAAUUGUAUGAAGCUCUUCGAUUGCCUCGAAAUGCUGCCGAUGAAACCAUAUUGUCGGAAAAUAAAACAAACUCACAUGAAGCUUGUAACAAUAAUAAGUCAGUGAACACUUCCAAUUCCAAUGAACAUCGACCAUUAUAUGAAGUCACAAACAAAGAAAGCGCGCACAUCAAAUUUAAGACAACCAACUUUCUCUUCGCGCUUGAAACCACCCGUUCAAAGACGCUUAACUUCUACGGAAACGGUUCGCCACACGACGAAUAA